AUGGCCAGCAACACCUCUCUUUCCACCAAUUUGUCUAGAGGGAUCCCCUCCGAGUCGCCCACCUACGUGGCCCUGUCCAUCGUCUCCCUGGUGAUAAUCGGGAUUACCUUUGUCCUGGGCAUCCUAGGCAACGGCCUGGUGAUCUGGGUGGCCGGCUUCCGGAUGACACGCACAGUCACCACCAUCUCUUACUUGAACUUGGCCGUGGCCGACUUCUCUUUCACUCUCACCUUGCCCUUCUCCAUGACCACUCAAGCCUUAGGAAGACAAUGGCUGUUUGGCUGGUUCCCGUGCAAGUUCAUCAUGACCGUGGUGGACAUCAACCUGUUUGGAAGCGUGUUUCUGAUCGCUUUCAUCGCCCUGGACCGCUGUAUUUGUGUCCUGCACCCAGUGUGGGCCCAGAACCACCGCACCGUCGGGCUGGCCAGGAGACUGAUCCUUGUGCCCUGGAUUCUUGCUCUGCUCUUCACCUUGCCCGUCAUCAUCCGCGCCACUACAGCGACUAUUCAAGGAAAGACAGUGUGCACUCUGGACUUCUCCCCCUGGACCAAUGACAUCGCGGAGAGGCUGAAGGUGGCCACCACCAUGUACACACUCCGAGGUAUCAUCAGAUUCAUCAUUGGCUUCAGUAUGCCCAUGUCCACUGUGGCCAUCUGCUACGGGCUGGUGGCUGCCAAGAUCCACAGACAAGGCCUGAUAAAGUCCAACCGCCCCUUGCGGGUCCUCUUCUCCGUUGUGGCUGCCUUUUUUGUCUGCUGGUUCCCGUAUCAGUUAGUGGCCCUCAUAGCCACCGUCAGGAUCAGCAACGGCUGGUGGAAUUUAAGUGAGACCUUCAGACUUAUGGUUAACAUAACCAGUGCCCUGGCCUACUUCAACAGCUGCCUCAACCCGAUACUCUAUGUCUUCGUGGGCCAGGACUUCCGAGAGAAGCUGAUCCGCUCCUUGCCUGCCAGUCUGGAGAGGGCCUUGAGUGAGGACGCAGGCCAGACAGAGAGCACACCUGCCAAUUCCACAUCACCUCCUUCGAAUGUUGAGUUAAAGGCAACUUGA
Messenger RNA from Elephantulus edwardii (Cape elephant shrew), 1050 nucleotides. It is a transcript of the gene FPR1, whose product is annotated as formyl peptide receptor 1. The transcript has a single exon. Gene Ontology annotation, cellular component: plasma membrane. The record is from RefSeq and is a predicted model, not a curated record. Gene Ontology annotation, molecular function: N-formyl peptide receptor activity; complement receptor activity. Bases 1 to 1050 code for a protein of 349 amino acids. Gene Ontology annotation, biological process: complement receptor mediated signaling pathway; positive regulation of cytosolic calcium ion concentration; phospholipase C-activating G protein-coupled receptor signaling pathway. NCBI's taxonomy places the organism in Eukaryota, Metazoa, Chordata, Mammalia, Macroscelidea, Macroscelididae.